Messenger RNA from Vespula vulgaris, 1325 nucleotides. RefSeq lists its product as uncharacterized. NCBI's taxonomy places the organism in Eukaryota, Metazoa, Arthropoda, Insecta, Hymenoptera, Vespidae. The transcript has 4 exons. The record is from RefSeq and is a predicted model, not a curated record. The coding region runs from base 375 to 1130 and encodes 251 amino acids.
UCACUGAAUCAGUCGCCAUUUGUAACAAUUUCCUUGAUCACUGAGCGUGAGCAGCAAGAAACAUCCUAGGGAACGAUCGGAGUGGUUAUAUUGAAACAAUUUAUCAAAAUUUACAAAUGGACAUCUUUAAUUUCCAGAUCCUGUUUUUGUUGCAGAGUAUAUUAAAUUAAAUGGUACUAAUUUGGAAUAUCAAGUACAAAAUAUAAAUACAACAGCAGGUUGGUACAUGCGCACGUGUCCAAUUGUAAAAGAAAUAAUUAAAGAAACUAUAUUUAUUAUUUCUAUGAACUAUUAUCUAAAUUAAUUAUUAUUAAUCGUAUUGAAGGAUUUCUUUGACAAUAUAGUGUUUUUUAUAAUUGGAAUAUUUGUUUCCAAUGGAGGCCUCGUUCGUUUGGACAAGGAGUAAAACAUUGUUGCUAAUUGAAGCCUAUGAUGCUAGGAAAGAAAAAUUCAUAGAUCCUAGAAUAAAAAAGAAAACUCUUUGGAAAGAAAUUGCUCUAGAAUUCGAGAAAAAGAAUUAUUACGUGUCUGCUGAAAAUUUAGAUAAAAAAUUUAGGAACUUAAAAAGGACGUACAUCAAGAUCCGUGAUAAUAUUAGAAAAUCGUUUAUGGGGAAGGAAAGAGUUACGUGGGAAUAUUACGACUAUUUACAAAAAAUUUAUGAGAAGGAUUAUCCUAUUAUGAUAAAUACAAGUUUAGAAGAUAAUGAAAAUAGCGAUAAGAUAUCGCAAAAUCUUGUUAAUAGCGACAGUUCAUUAUCUGCAAAAUUUGCAGCGGAUGAUGAUUUCGUUGAAAUAUUAUCUGAUCAAAUUGAUCGAUCCGAACACUACAAUGGUACUACGCAAAUAGUAUGUGAUACAAAACCAAAUACUAUACGUGGAAGAGUAAAAUUAAGGACACAAAGAAAAAGACAAAUGAAAACACUUAGAGAAGAACAUCUUAAUUUAGAAAAAGAAAAGAUUAAAGAGCUUCGACGUUUGAGAGAGGCAAUAGAAAAUAAUAAUGAAAUACAGAGAGAGCGUAAUCAACUUUUUUCAGCUCUCAUAAUGAAUAUAACGUGUGAAACGUUGAAUGAAUUUAAAUUUGGAUCUUUUUGUGAAAAGAUUUUCAUUAUUCACGUUUCAACUUGAUCAAAAUGGAACCAAAGCAGUCCAAUUCGAUCUAAUGUAUUUAUAGUAUAUUUAAGCUUCUUACUAUAACAUGUAUAUAUUUGUAUAGUAGAAUCUAGCAAAAAUAAUCUAAUAGAUUGAUCAAAUUUAUGUGUAUAAAGAAAAAUGUAUAUAAUAGAUUUUUUAAUAAUGAAACAUACAUUUUGCUAACUACUA